Molecule: messenger RNA, 1870 nt
Organism: Botrytis cinerea B05.10
Lineage: Eukaryota; Fungi; Ascomycota; Leotiomycetes; Helotiales; Sclerotiniaceae
Exons: 4
Coding region: 280-1398 (372 amino acids)
Cellular component (GO): Golgi apparatus
Molecular function (GO): antiporter activity
Source: RefSeq, a predicted model, not a curated record
GGUGAUGUGAUUCCAGUAAUAUUAGAUGCGUAUGAACUUUUAUAUUGCUCCAAGGCUGUUUUCGAUAUUAAAUUCAUUUGUCGCCGGAUAAACUAGCUGAAAGAUUCCUGGAAGAGUUCACUCAGGAUUCUAUGUCAUCAUAAAUUGUUAUACGCUCGGAAUACCUCUCGACAUUAAAUAUAUUACAUAUUAAUUGCUUGACCAUCUCUUCUUGGUACAGGUGAAUCUGUUCAGCUCUCUACACACAUCUCGAUAUUCCCAGAUACCAACGUCUACACGAUGGCGGAAAGAUCAGCCUCUGCGUCGACAGAAGAUAGAUUUGAUGACAAGACCGAAAAGCGUGCUCUGAUGGAUGCACAAGAUGGAGACUACAAUUUAAGAACACCAGAGGAAUUGGAACAUAUGGAGGAGGAUAUUGAGCGGGCAGAUUUACUUGCACCACCACCCGAAGAUAAACCAAAGGCACCGGAAAGUUCUGUGAGAUCUGCAGUAAUCUGGAUGGUGGUAAAUACACUUGCGACAAUUGGCAUCGUCUUCACCAACAAGGCAAUCUUCUCAGAUCCUUCAUUGAAACUCGCACAACUCACAUUUGCCGCCUUCCACUUCACGGUAACAUGGCUGACGCUCUACACACUCUCGCGACCACGGUUCGCCUUCUUCACACCCAAAAGAAUUGCAGUCAAGGACAUCUUUCCGCUCGCCAUCUCCAUGGCAUUGAACGUCAUUCUACCCAAUUUGUCUCUUGCUUUCUCGACCGUUACUUUCUACCAAGUAGCUCGAAUUCUCCUCACGCCAACCGUCGCUCUUAUGAAUUUCGUUUUGUACCGAUCCACUUUGCCUAGAAAUGCGAUAUACGCUUUAAUACCAGCUUGUCUCGGAGUGGGAAUGGUUUCUUAUUACGAUUCACUACCUGCUGCCGAUGCCAACAUCCAAACCACCAGCACUCUAGGGGUUAUCUUCGCAUUCUCCGGAAUUUUCGCCAGUUCUCUCUACACAGUAUGGAUCGCCAGUUACCACAAGAAAUUGCAAGUCAACAGCAUGCAAUUAUUAUUUAGCCAAGCACCAUUAGCAGCGUUCAUGUUGCUCUACGUUAUUCCAUUCGUCGACACUUUCCCUGUUUGGGCGGAGGUGCCUGUCAACCGAUGGGUUAUGAUUUUGAUGUCGGGCGGUUUUGCAUGUCUAAUCAAUUUGUCCCAAUUCUUCAUUAUUGCUCAAACUGGGCCCGUAUCGAGUACUGUUGUUGGCCAUGUCAAAACGUGUUCGAUUGUUGCUCUUGGAUGGAUGACCUCUGGACGCGCUGUGGGCGAUAAAUCAGUAAUUGGCGUGUUCAUUGCAAUUGCAGGAAUCGUUGCAUAUUCAAUGGUCAUGAUCAAACACAAAACCCAACCAAAGAAAUAAAACGGCCGACGUUAUACGGGCGUCAUGUCAUCUAUUGCAUGUGGUUAUAAUGUCCCAAACGAAAUUCCACGGUCUGCUUCUGUGGGCGCUUUCGAACUCAGAGCAUCACAUCGCUAUCAGUCGGUCUUUAUUCAUCCGAAGGAUCGAGUUAUCACGCAGCAUCUUCCUGUUUGUACAAUGUUACAUCACGAAGCCUUACCAAGCGGGGUUAUGGACAUGCGGAGGUAGUCUUAUCAGGAUCCUCGAGAACAGAAACGAUCUUCGAGUCCGUGCUUGUACUACAUUUCUUAAAAUUUGUUCAAUUAGAUAGACUUUCCUGGACUUGUUCUCGUGUUGGGUGGUUGGAAAUUGCCAAGGCCAUUGAUUAUAUUGUUGUAUUAUUAUAUUGUGUUUCCAUGGACAGGAAUUGAUGGUUUGAUUUACGCGAUAGAUACCAAAAUACUAUAUAAGUAUUACUUUUUUGAGCUCCGCA